Molecule: messenger RNA, 889 nt
Organism: Brassica oleracea var. oleracea
Lineage: Eukaryota; Viridiplantae; Streptophyta; Magnoliopsida; Brassicales; Brassicaceae
Product: auxin-responsive protein SAUR72-like
Exons: 1
Coding region: 151-684 (177 amino acids)
Biological process (GO): response to auxin
Source: RefSeq, a predicted model, not a curated record
AGGGUUAUAUGGAAAAGUUAAGGCCGCCCUCUUCUAAUUGUCAUUGACUUCAAAGUAAACCUAUAUCUCUUCUUUUCCAAUCAAGAUUCUCUAUAUAUAAAAGAGAUUCAAGAAACAUAUAACUUCAGAAAAACAAAAACAAAGAAACAAAUGGAGACAUGGAGAAAAAUGAAAUCUUUUGGGCAUAAGAGCUCUUCAAUCACGGCUUCGAUCACCAAGAGCAAGUCAUGGAAUGGCUCUGCUCAUCUCGAGAAUGCUAAUAACAAGGAAUCAACUGGAAAUAUCAAGAAAAAAUCGCCGCCGCCGCCGCCGCCGCCACACGGGUGUUUCACAGUUUACGUGGGUCCCACGAAACAGAGAGUCGUGGUGAAAACGAAACUGUUGAACCAUCCUUUGUUCAAGAACUUGUUAGAAGAAGCAGAGGCUGAAUAUGGAUAUAGACGUGAUGGGCCUAUUGUUCUUCCUUGCGAGGUUGACUUCUUCUACAAGGUUUUGGCUAAUAUGAAGUUUAAUGGUGAUGAGUAUGAUGAAGAAGAAGAAGAUGAUGAUGGUAUGAUUAACCCUCCGAUUUGCGGUUUGGGUAGUCCCUAUAGAUGUGCUGGUCUCGAUUCCAUGGGAGUGAGACGUAGCGGCUCGUACAAGCUUCUUCGAUCUCCAUCUUUGUUCAAAUUAAAUAGGUUUUGAUUUUUUCUUUUUUUUGAAAAUGAUAUAGGUUUUGAUUUUUUUUUUUCCCUUUUCCAUAAUACUAGAUAUCUAAGAUCUUGUUCAUACCAUUACCUUAUGCAUAAAAGAAAAAAAUGUGAGGAAAAAAAAGAACCCUCACAUUUCCCUAAAUUAUAUUCCAUUUGUUUUUCUGAGAUUUUGAUGUCUGAUUUUGUAUCUUAAUAUA